Messenger RNA from Galdieria sulphuraria, 874 nucleotides. Its product is annotated as chaperone protein DnaJ. The record is from RefSeq and is a predicted model, not a curated record. The transcript is spliced from 2 exons. NCBI's taxonomy places the organism in Eukaryota, Rhodophyta, Bangiophyceae, Galdieriales, Galdieriaceae. Bases 23 to 853 code for a protein of 276 amino acids.
UUUUCUGUUGUUUGGUGCCUUUAUGAUUCUAGGAAGUUAUGCUGCAGGAAUGUUAGGUUUAAGAACUUCUAAAUUUGCCUUUGGAAAAGACUUGUACAGAGCUUGGGAAGCACAUGAAAAAAUAAGAGGAAGAAGACCCGAAGACAUAUUCGGAAAGUCUGGUGAAGAAAGUACUAGUCGAGCUUCACAAGGAGAACCAUUUGGCAGCACGUGGGAACAAAGAAUGGACCAAGCAAGACAAAAGGAACAAGCAGAUAGAGAACGUAGAGCAAGGGAAGAGUUUCGUUUUCGUAUGGAUGAAGCUAUGAAAGAACAAAUGAAGCAAGCCUAUUAUCGCUUUUAUCGUCGAAGUGGUCCUCAUCUGAAUAACAUUCAUUUUGGUUCAGGAAGUGAUGAAGAAUGGAGAAGGAAGAUAUUCGAAGAGAUAUUGAAAGAAGUACAAGAGUCGAUGAAAAGAGCACAAUACAAAAGUUAUCGUUCACAAAAGUCAGAUAGUGACUCUUUUGAGGCUUGGUUUGGUGGAUUGGGUGGAAACAGAUUUCAAGGAUAUACAAGAGGUUACUUUUAUGAACAAGCAAAAAGAGAACAACAAAGACAAAGAGAGGAAUCAACUUCUGGAGUCUUUUCUGCACCUCGCGGGAAUAUGUAUGAAAAACUUGGUUUACCUUUUGGUGCAUCGAUGGAACAAGUUAAGGAGGCUUAUAGGAAAGCUGCACGAUUAUGGCAUCCUGAUACUUAUCAAGGAAAUGAUCCAAAAAUGGCAGCCUCUCGUUUUAGAGAAGUAAAUGAAGCUUAUGAAUAUUUGAAAGACCCAAGUCGAAAGGAAUCUUAUGAUCGUAAUAGUCGAAUGUAGAAGAAAUCAAGUUGAACAAAA